Messenger RNA from Letharia columbiana, 1617 nucleotides. RefSeq lists its product as uncharacterized. Gene Ontology annotation, molecular function: protein binding. The transcript is spliced from 3 exons. The record is from RefSeq and is a predicted model, not a curated record. Gene Ontology annotation, biological process: mitotic sister chromatid segregation; protein localization to mitotic spindle pole body; microtubule anchoring at mitotic spindle pole body. NCBI's taxonomy places the organism in Eukaryota, Fungi, Ascomycota, Lecanoromycetes, Lecanorales, Parmeliaceae. The coding region runs from base 1 to 1617 and encodes 538 amino acids. Gene Ontology annotation, cellular component: MWP complex; microtubule organizing center; mitotic spindle.
AUGGCAACUCAGCGUUGUUCCUCAUCCCAGCAUUCCGUCGUGUCUCCCAAUGGUGUCCUCAUCGCAACACUCCAACAGUCCCGCCUGAUUAUAUCCUCUUCACGCAACCGCGAGGUCAUUCGCAAAUUUCCUCUGCCUCAGGACUUCGUCUCAAGGUGCCGUUUCCUUCGGUGGUGCGGAACCAAUAAUCUUGCCAAAGAUGCAACGAAAGAGCAAGGAAAUGGGCACUGUGAACAAACAGGGCAGAUAUUACUUGCAGACGACGAUGCGGUCCGGAUAUACAAUGUCAACGAUCCAGCAUGGCUUGCAGUGAUCGAUAAAGCUGCUAGCAAUUUGGGGAGAAUCGCAGAGGUGAUUUUCGGACACACAAAGGAUGAAAUCGUGGUCGUCUCGGACUUUGGUGUCAAGCUUACAAUAUGGUCUCUUCUCACGAGCCGUGGCGUCGAGAUCAGGCAUCCAAAAUGCUUGGUGAAGUGCUUCCAUCACAGGCCGAGGACGGGACAUCUAGCAAUAUUGACGAGGCCUGCUGCGCAGGAUGUUCUAAUGCUGCUUCAGCCUAAGAGUCACGAUUUGGUAAAAAGUGUGGAAAUGCCUACAAUCGAUGCUCAGGAGGUGGCUUGGAGCCCUGAUGGGAGUUGGCUUGCUACCAGAGAUACAGCAAGUACUGGCUAUAAGGUGCUGAUCUACACUGCGGACGGACACUUAUACAAGACUAUUUCGAAUAGUUUGAAUGGUGUGGACAUAAGCUUAGGAGUCAAAUGCAUGCAGUGGAGUCCAUCCGCUGGAACUUUGGCAAUUGGUGAUAAUAACGAUAGUAUCACUAUCUUCAGCAAGAACAAUUUCUCGCCUAUAGCAAAUCUCCACCACCCGGCAACGAUAACAUUGCCCAAAGCUGGCGUCUGGGAAGAACAGGUGAAUGCGCUCAAAGAGAGGAGCUAUGUCGCCGCACCGCAGCCCGCAAGUCCGCCAACUUCAUUAUCCUUGGGCAAAUCGAACAAUCCGUCGUACGGGAUCUCUGUGAUAGCAUUCAACAGCGAUGGAUCUUUGGUGGCGUCAAGAAAUGACGUCGUACCAACCACAGUGUGGAUAUGGUCGUUGAGUACUGGUACAGCGAUUGAUGUCCUGAUCCAUCACUCGCCCGUCAAACAGAUCAUAUGGCACCCUUCACAGUCUGACCUCCUCCUAAUCCAUUGUGCGAUUCCUGAACCUGCAAUUCACUUAUGGAAGACCACCUGGCAUGCACCACGAAUCCUGAUGCUACCUCUCCUACGGAUAGGCGGCAGGCUUGAAGCAAGCUGGCUGAAAAGCUUAACUGACGAAUCCUUCAAUCUAAUGAUCAGCUCUGCCCAUCAAUACACUACAGUCCGCAUAUCGCCCGAUGGUGAGGUGAUUGCAGAGUCCAUCCCUCUGGAUGCAGCAGCACUUUCAAUCGACACUGGUGCAGAGGAUAUGUUUGACGAAGGAAACUCACUCGAUCUAUCGCCUAUCAAGAUUUCGCACUCGACAGUCGAAGUGUCAGGCUAUGGAGAUGACCAUUUUGGGUCCGGCUUUGGUUUCACGGAGGAGAUGCUGGACGAUACGUUUCACUACCGCAGGCAUGUCAAAGCAGUGAAUUGA